Oncorhynchus nerka (sockeye salmon) is the source of this 2908-nucleotide messenger RNA. Its product is annotated as zinc finger protein 239-like. The record is from RefSeq and is a predicted model, not a curated record. Gene Ontology annotation, molecular function: RNA polymerase II cis-regulatory region sequence-specific DNA binding; DNA-binding transcription factor activity, RNA polymerase II-specific. The transcript is spliced from 2 exons. Lineage: Eukaryota; Metazoa; Chordata; Actinopteri; Salmoniformes; Salmonidae. Gene Ontology annotation, biological process: regulation of transcription by RNA polymerase II. The coding region runs from base 245 to 1426 and encodes 393 amino acids.
UUCUUCAGAAACUGCUCGUCAACCACCUCGGUAGCUUGCUAGCCAACAUAGCCGAACGAUUAAAGCUGUUACGCUUUCGGUGUAUAUUAGCUAUUGUGUUUUAGACACACUUCUGUCGUAUCUACUUGUUAACCUAUUUAAUUUAAUAUUACGUUAUUUUGUAUUAGUCAGCUAUAGUAGUUGGCUGGUUAAGUUAGCACUAGCCUAGUUGCUAAUGACAGCUAGCUAGCUAACAUCCCCGACCAUGAGCUCCAUUAACUACUCCCCUCUUGAUAAAGAAGAGGUCUGCUGGACGGAGAAAGAAGCUCUUGUGAAAGAGGAGGAGGAAGAAGAGGAUGUCACAGUAAAAAAAGAGGGUGAGGCUGUUACAAUGAAAGAAGAAGAGAAAGAUGUUUCAGUGAAAGAAGAGGAAGAUGCAUUCAGAGUGAAAGAGGAGGAGGAUGUUACAGUAAAAGAAGAGGAGGCAGAGAAAGAGGAGGGUGCAGUUUUUGAAGUGAAGGAGGAGAAAGAGAGAAGAUUGACAGAGGAGUCAGGAGAUCUGAUUACCACCCGAGAGAGAUGUGACCAUCGUGGAUCCUCUGGGGAGUCUCAACAACAUGAUGCUGAAGAGGCAGAGAAGAGUCUCUCCAGAUCAGAACACCUCAAGAAACACCAGCAGAGACACACAGGAAAGAAAUCACACUGCUGCUCUGACUGUGGGAAACGUUUCAAAUCUUCAUCCGAACUUAAAAAUCACCAGCGAGUACACACAGGAGAGAAGCCUUAUAGCUGUAAUCAAUGUGGGAAGAGUUUUACUCAUUCAAGUAAUCUGAAAACACACCAGAGAACACACACAAGAGAUAAGCCUUACAGCUGUGAACAGUGUGGCAAGAGUUUUACUCAGGCAAGCAACCUGGUAUCACACCAGAGAACACACACAGGAGAGCAGCCAUACAGCUGUGAUCAGUGUGGCAAGAGUUUUACUCAGUCAAGCAACCUGGUAUCACACCAGAGAAUACACACAGGAGAGCAGCCAUAUAGCUGUGAGCAAUGUGGGAAAAACUUUUCUCGGGGAGAACGCCUUAAAGAGCACCAGAGAACACACACAGGGGAGAAGCCUUAUAUCUGUGACCAGUGUGGCAAGAGUUUUACUCAGUCACGCAACCUGCUAUCACACCAGAGAACACACACAGGAGAGCAGCCAUAUAGCUGUGAGCAAUGUGGCAAGAGUUUUACUCAGUCAAGCAACCUGGUAUCACACCAGAGAACACACACAGGAGAGCAGCCAUAUAGCUGUGAGCAAUGUGGGAAAAGCUUUUCUCGGAUAGAACACCUUAAAGGACACCAGAGAACACACACAGGGGAGAAACCUUAUAGCUGUAAUCAGUGUGGGAAGAGUUUUACUCAGUCAAACAGCCUGAAUAGACACCAGAGAACACACACAUGAUAUAAAUCGUAUAGCUGUAAUCAGUGUGGGAAGAGUUUUUUCACCAGAGAGCACACACAGGAGACACUGCUCUGCUCUGACUUUGAAGAGCUUUGCUUCCCUAAGAAACCUGACACAACACCAGAGAACACACACAGGAGAGAAGCCUUAUAGCUGUGAUCAGUGUGACAAGAGAUACUCUCAUUCAAGUGGUCUGAUUAAACAUCAGAAAAUACAUGCAGGAGAUCCACAGGGUGUAGAAUGACCAACACCAGACCUAUAUACAUCAAAUCAUAUUUUAUUUGUCACAUACACUUGUUUAGCAGAUGUUAUUGUGGGUGUAGCAAAAUGCUUGUGUUUCUAUCUCCAACAGUCCAGUAAUAUCUAACCAGUAAUAUUUAACAAUACACACAAUCUAAAGGAAUGGAAUUAAGAAUAUAUCAAUCUUUGGCCGAGCGAUGCCAGAGCAGCAUAGACUAAGAUACAGUAGAAUAGAAUAGAAUACAGUACAUACAGUGGGGCAAAAAAAGUAUUUAGUCAGCCACCAAUUGUGCAAGUUCUCCCACUUAAAAAGAUGUGUAUUUGCAAAUUAUGGUGGAAAAUAAAUAUUUGGUCAAUUACAAAAGUUUAUCUCAAUACUUUGUUAUAUACCCUUUGUUGGCAAUGACAGAGGUUAAACGUUUUCUGUAAGUCUUCACAAGGUUUUCACACACUGUUGCUGGUAUUUUGGCCCAUUGCCCCAUGCAGAUCUCCUCUAGAGCAGUGAUGUUUUGGGGCUGUUGCUGGGCAACAUGGACUUUCAACUCCCUCCAAAGACUUUCUAUGUGGUUGAGAUCUGGAGACUGGCUAGGCCACUCAGGACCUUGAAAUACUUCUUACGAAGCCACUCCUUCGUUGCCCGGGCGGUGUGUUUGGGAUCAUUGUCAUGCUGAAAGACCCAGCCACGUUUCAUCUUCAAUGCCCUUGCUGAUGGUAGGCUUUGUUACUUUGGUCCCAGCUUUCUACGGGUCAUUCACUAGGUCCCCCCGUGUGGUUCUGGGAUUUUUGCUCACCGUUCUUGUGAUCAUUUUGACCCCACGGGGUGAGAUCUUGUGUGGAGCCCCAGAUCGAGGGAGAUUAUCAGUGGUCUUGUAUGUCUUCCAUUUCCUAAUAUUUGCUCCCACAGUUGAUUUCUUCAAACCAAGCUGCUUACCUAUUGCAGAUUCAGUCUUCCCAGCCUGGUGCAGGUCUACAAUUUUGUUUCUGGUGUCCUUUGACAGCUCUUUGGGUAUCAAUAACUAGGUGCUUAUUUUGAUAUCUAGUUAUGACUGAAUCAGAAAUACAGAUGUGGAGUAAUGUCGAGUUUGUUUUAAAUUCUCAUAAAAAAUCUGAACUAAUCAAACAACACUUGUUGCUCUUUGUACGUGUUGAUAUAAUAUUCUUGGAGAGGGAAAAAAACGUUCCCCUAAACUGCUUAAUAAUAUUAUAAUUCAAUGAAGGAAUAAAAAAGUUUUCCUUCCUUAA